Malania oleifera is the source of this 2522-nucleotide messenger RNA. RefSeq names its product endoglucanase 12. The coding region runs from base 450 to 2369 and encodes 639 amino acids. Gene Ontology annotation, molecular function: hydrolase activity, hydrolyzing O-glycosyl compounds. The transcript has 5 exons. Gene Ontology annotation, biological process: carbohydrate metabolic process. NCBI's taxonomy places the organism in Eukaryota, Viridiplantae, Streptophyta, Magnoliopsida, Santalales, Ximeniaceae. The record is from RefSeq and is a predicted model, not a curated record.
UUGUUCCAUAUAUGUAAAUACGACAAAUAUGGUAGUAAUUAAUUAAUUAAUUAUAUAUAUAUAUAUAUAUAUAUAUAUAUUACUCCCACCCAUCGCCUCUCUCCAUGUUGCUGUCCCAUUCAUAUCCCUUUGCAGAGCAUUCUGAAUCAUAACACCGUGUUCCCGCCUCCUCAUUCUUCUCCUUCUUCGUCUUCUUCGCUGUGCUUUCCUUUUUCCUUUUUUUUUUUUUUUUUAAAAAAAGUUUCCGGCCAAAAAAUAAAUACAGGCGCAAAGGUCUUAUAUAGAAUCGAAAUUUCUCUUUAAUCCCUCAUUCCGUUUUUUAUCAUAUCAUAUGCGCCUCCCUCCUUAAUCAAUUUCCCGACCGGCUCCACUCCUAACUCCGGCGGGCAAAACCAAUCCGAUUACUUUCUCGAGAAAGAGACGGAAAAGGGUGGAGAAAGGAAGGGAGGAUGCAUUCGGGGAAUCACUGGGGAGGGUCGUUUGAGAUAGUGAAUGGGGGUGAAACGGCUUCGGCUGGGGAGGAGGAGAGGAGCCGGAACAUGUCGGACUGGGACCGGGGUUCGCUGUCGUUUCACCGGCGGCAGCAGGAGCAGGAUCCCGACAACCCCGGGAAUCAUCAUCAUCAUCAGGAGUUAGACGAGACGCAGCAGAGUUGGCUGUUGGGGCCGCCGGAGCGGAAGAAGAAGAAGUACGUGGACUUGGGGUGCAUCAUGUGCAGCCAGAAGGCGUUGAAGUGGACCGCGUGGUCCAUCGUCGCCGUCUUUUUUGUGGUGGCGCUUCCCAUCAUCAUCACCAAGUGCUUGCCCAAGCACCACCCUCGUCCGCCGGUGCCCGAUAACUACACCGUCGCUCUCCAUAAGGCUCUCCUCUUUUUCAAUGCCCAAAAAUCUGGAAAAUUGCCGAAGAACAAUGGAAUAGGAUGGAGAGGGAAUUCGGGGCUGAGGGACGGAUCGGACGUGCCGGAAGUGAAGGGAGGGCUCGUCGGAGGAUACUACGACGCCGGCGACAACACCAAGUACCAUUUUCCGAUGGCGUUCACGAUGACGAUGUUGAGCUGGAGCGUGAUAGAGUACAGCCACAAGUACCAGGCCAUCGGCGAGUACGACCACGUCCUUGACCUCAUCAAGUGGGGCGCCGAUUACCUUCUCUUAACCUUCAACUCCUCCGCCCCCAAAAUCAACAAAGUCUUCUCUCAGGUUGGUGGAUCGCCGAAUCGCACCGCAACCCCAAACGAUUACUACUGCUGGGAGAGACCGGAGGACAUGGACUACAAGCGGCCGACCCAAACCGCGACUUCGGGUCCCGACCUCGCGGGAGAGAUGGCGGCGGCGCUGGCGGCGGCCUCCAUCGUCUUCCGCGACAACCUGGCCUACGCCACGAAGCUGAGGAAGGGUGCGGCCACGGUGUUCGCGUUUGCGAGGGACUUUGGGAGACGCACCCCCUACUCCCGCGGGAACCUCUACAUCGAGCCCUUCUACAACUCGACGGGGUACUUCGACGAGUACAUGUGGGGGGCGGCGUGGCUGUACUACGCCACCGGCAACAGAAGCUACAUUCAGCUGGCGACCAACCCCGGCGUGCCGCGGAACGCGAAGGCGUUUGUGAUGACGCCGCAGCGAAGCGUGCUGAGUUGGGACAACAAGCUGCCGGCCGCGAUGCUGCUGCUGACGCGGCUGCGUAUAUUCCUGAACCCCGGUUACCCUUACGAGGACAUGCUGAGGAGUUAUCACAACGUUACGGGGCUUAACAUGUGUUCUUAUCUUCGGCAGUUCAAUGUCUUCAACUGGACUCGCGGGGGGUUGAUAAGACUGAGCCAAGACAAGGAGAAGCCAUUGCAGUAUGUAGCAAACGCAGCGUUUUUGGCGUCCCUAUUUGCGGACUACAUGAACGCCACUGGCAUCCCCGGUUGGAAUUGCGGCCCCAAAUUCAUUCCUUCCCAUGUUCUUCGCAGUUUCGCCACCUCCCAGAUGGACUACAUCCUUGGAGCAAACCCCAUGAAGAUGAGCUACGUGGUGGGCUACGGCAACAACUUCCCGAGGAAGGUGCACCACCGCGCCGCGUCCAUCCCCAGCGACAAGAAGAAAUACUCCUGCACAGGCGGAUACAGGUGGCGCGACAGCAAAAAGUCCAACCCUCACAACAUCACGGGAGCCAUGGUGGGUGGCCCCGACGCCUUCGACCGCUUCCAGGACUCCCGCAACAAGCCCAGGUACAACGAGCCCACCCUCGCCGGAAACGCAGGCCUCGUGGCUGCGCUCGUCUCCCUCACCGCCAGCGGCGGCACCACCAUCGACAGGAAUUCCAUUUUCUCUGGGGUGCCGCCGCUGUACCCCCCCAGCCCACCGCCACCCUCCCCUUGGAAGCCAUGAAAGACGACGACUCAAGAGUUCAUUCAUUAGCAAACCCUGUAAUUAAUUAAUUUUUGUUCCAAAAUUUCCCUGUAGUUUAUAUAAACAUUAUACAACAUCUGGUGAUUUGUUGAGGCGUACAGACAAUACAGGAUUGAUAAUCUCUUCCUCAAA